This is a messenger RNA of Phaedon cochleariae (mustard beetle), 3280 nucleotides long. The record is from the annotation of a GenBank genome assembly. NCBI's taxonomy places the organism in Eukaryota, Metazoa, Arthropoda, Insecta, Coleoptera, Chrysomelidae.
UGGUAUUUUUAUUUGUUUAAUGUAUAAAAAUGAAAUAAUUUGAAUAUUCCAUUUCCCUGUAUUUCGAUGAUUCACAAAGUCCAUUAAAAUGUCCUGCAAUCAUUGCAAUACCAAAUUCAAUUUUUUUCAUAGGGAGCUUGGAUGUUCGACUUGUGGACUAUCUUUCUGCAGCAAGUGUUUGAAGAAAGGGCCCAAUCUGUGCAAACUGUGUUUUUCAAAAUCAUCCUCUGGGCAGACCUCUGAACAGUCUAAUGUUCCUCCACCAGAUAAAUUCAUCAAGAGAUUAGAAAAUUUACAAAAUCCUACAGUUUCACCAGUAAAGAUUUACAAGCAAGAUGUGGAUUCAGAUGCAUUCAAGAGUGGUCUUAAUGCAAAAGAUAAAGAGUUGGUGGAACGUUUAGAAAAGAUAAGAAAUGAUGGAAAAAGACCUGUACCUAGUGAGUGUGAAAUCAGGCAAAGACUGGCAAAGUUGAAAGGACAGAAUGAAUAUGUAGAAACUUCCAGUAAACCACUUUUCACAGUUGAUAAGAGAACAGACCAAGAAAAGAUUGAUUCACUUUUGGAACAGUUCAAUUCAGAGAAAGACAUUGAAUUGGCUCAUAAUCCUGCAAAUGAGAUUGAAGCCAGAUUAGCUGCUUUGAGAGAACAAGGAGUUAGACCCAAUGAAGGAUCCUAUAUCAGUAAUUUACAAGAUUCUAGUGGAUCAGAAGAAGAGAUUGAUAAAAUCACAAAGAAGAUGGCCGAGGUAGCGCUGGAAGAGAAGCUGCCCUCCGACCUAGCCACGCCCCCAGAUCUAGCCACGCCUCCUGACCUAUCCACGCCUCCCGACAUGACCACGCCCCCAGUAAAAGAUGGCGACCUAGUGAAUGACACUGUAUAUCCGGGAAAAAAAUUAUUUAUAAAAAGUGACAUUUUACAACCUGUCAACAGAGAUGAAAUGUCAAACUUUUUCCAAAACCUUCGAACAUUCCCUUUUUCUCAGGUGAUGGCCGAGGUAGCGCUCGAAGAGAAGCUGCCUCCCGACCUAGCCACGCCCCCAGACCUAGCCACGCCCUCCGAGGAGCCCCGCCCCCCUACCGACGAGCUGCCGUGGUGCGUGCUGUGCAACGCCGACGCCGCCUACCGGUGUCUCGGCUGCGACGGCGAUUUGUACUGCGCCGCCUGCAAUAAAGAGGCGCACGACAAUUGGGCGGAGGAGGGGCAUAGGGCGGUGCCCUACAAGGCCGGCCGAUGAGCUGUGUGCUCUUGUUAAGCAGGGAGUGGUUUCGAGUGUUGAAAGCCUUGGGCGGAUGCCUUUCAUUGAUAUGCUGUAUACGGUGUCAUUAUGCAUAAGGUCCGCAUCAUAAUAUGAGAAGAAGUUUUAAUGAAAAUUUCACACCAAACAUUUUCGAUCAAUUUAGAGCCUGUAUUUCGGAUUGUUAACAUAGCAACUGAACAAAUUUCUUGAAAAUUUUUUCCCCUUUGGGGAACGGAAAUUUUUUGAAGUUUAUAGGUUAAGUGACAUUUACAUUCAACUUCAGAUUAUGUCAAGCUCAUUCGAUAAAUAAAAAUCAUUCAUCAACAGUUCACCAUUCAAUAUUAUGUAGAUAUACUUGCAAUAUACAGGGUGUUCCUUAAUGACAUGGUAAUAUUCAAGGGGGCGAUUCUUGAGAUACAGGGUAUCAAAGUUGAACAUAAUAUACAUAGAUUCUUUUUUGUCCACCCUGUAUAGCUUCUCCUGAUGGCAAAAUGUAUUCUGAAAUGUGACUGAAACGGUGCAAAAAUUUCAAAAUGGUACAUACUGUGGUUAUCCAGUAAUGGAUGUCCUGAAUGGAGUACUCAAGCUUAGCAUUUACAUCAAAAUUUGAAGUUUGAUCUCGUUUUUUCGUUUUUUCUCGAAAAAGGAGCGUCCUAUCGGGUAUCAACAAGAGGUACAAAAUUUAAUGACUCUUUAUAGUAUUUCAUUAAAUUUUGAAGUAUUCCAUCGUUGCUCACUUUCAAGUAUAAUAUAAUCAAUUAUAUUUCCCUAACGGCGCCACUGGUAGAGAAAAUGAAAAUUUGAAAACUUAAAAAAAUGCACCUUGACGCAUAAAAGAUAUGUACCAAAUUUCAUGAAGAUGACUACAAUAUUAUUUCAGUUAUCAUUAAAAAACUGAUUUUUUUCAAAACUAUCUCACUGUAUCUCAAAAGUUGAGACUUAUAGAUAGGACAUACGUUAGUGGGAAGUUUUUUUUUGAAUGCGUUGAAGAAUUACUCCCUUGAAUAUUAGCAUGUCUUUAAGGAAUGUCUGUAUUAUAUUUCAGUGUGAAAAUUUCUUACCGAAUACCACUUUAGCUUCAAUUAAUAUCCGGGAAUUUUUUCUCCAACAGGAACAUUUAUAAAAUUCGUGUUCUCGAAAAAAUUUCCGGUAAUAAUUUAAGCUCUUAUUGUGGUAUUAUAAGUGAAAAUUCUUUUCGAAAUUCGACUUGGGCGUUAAAUUUUGCUUUACAGAUUAUGAAAAAUGGAAUUCUCGGUCGAAGACAUGUAUUUUGCUAUAUGUCUUAUGUGACUGUUUGUCAAAUUAAUCGCUGAAAUUAUAUAUAGGCUUAUUAGUUCAGAAAAAUUCAAUGAGGAAAGUUCUUUCAGCGAUAUUUUUGAAAAAACGUAACUUUUUGACGUGACUCCGACCGACUAGGGCAUUUUGAUCCAUUUUUUUGUAGCAAGACUUGAUGGGUCGAAUCUUGAAAUAAAUUAUUGAUGAAAGUAAUUCCCAUAUGAUGCCGACUUUAUGAAUAACACUGUAUGUAGAAUGAUAGGCAGUGUUAGUUAUCCAAAAAUAAUACCAGAGAAGAAAUAAAAAGUGAUUCACUAUUGCCAGGGGCUCAUGAAGUUUUUUUUUUGUUUUUGGCAUUUUUCAAUAAACUCCAUGCAUAUGUAUUCUGUCUUCCUAAUUAUGUUGAUGAAGAUGAAAAAAUUUGAAAAUAUGAUUCCUACAAUUAUUUCAUUAUUUGAAUCUGUAUUUCAAAAAUCGUCUUGUUGGCUUAUGUCUUAUGUUGGAUUAUCUAUGAAACUCUGUAUAUAAAACUGGUUAUCGGUUUUUUGAUCUUGUUUACCAAUUUUGAUGUAGGUGACUAAUAUAUUUUUAAGCUAACUUGUUAACUAUAUAGGUAGGUACUACUGCUAUAACUUCUACUCUCAUUAGACAUUAUGAUAAUUAUUCACGAUUCUUCAAUUUAUUUGGUAAGCAUUUUGUGAUAAAUUAACAUUCUGAAAUUAUUUAACUGUUAUGUUUUUCAAUUAGUAAUAAAAAACUGUUGGUCAA